GCUCAAGAGCCAUUUCGGCUCAGGCUGUUUGCUCCGAUCUUCGAUCUUAGACGACACGUCACUUCGGGGGAGGUCCACCCGGGCGCGCGACAUCACCAGCGACAUGUCCGUGGUCGCCGCCUGCCGCUUGCCGCUGCUUCCCGCCCGCGCGUCCACGCCCUCGGCGAAGAGCGCUGGGACGGGCUCCACGGGCUCCUUCUCCGCGCUGCGCGUUCGGAACACCUUCCUGCACCUGGACUCGUCGGGCGGGGAUCUCGAGAGCGACUGCUCCAGCGACAGCGGAUGCCGCCCCAGCUCCGACCCCGGCUGCACCCGCGGCGUCUCCCCCGACGCGGCCUUCGAGGAGGAGGAGGGCUUCGCCACCGACGACGACUUCGAGGACAUGGCCUUCGGGCGCGGCAGCGACGCGGCGCAGGCGGCCCGCGCAGCGAGCGGAGACCAGGACGGCUUCGUCACCGACGACGACGAGGACAUGGCCUUCCGCUGCGAGCGCGACGCCGCCGCGCUCCGGCUCGCGAUCGCCGCCGAGGAGGAGACCGCCAGGCUCGUGUGGCGCGAGGCGGAACGGGUCCAGGAGCAGGGCCGCCAGCUGCGCGCCCUGCGGGCGCGCGCGGGCGGGGAGGAGGCCGUGCGCAAGCGCCAGGACCUCCGCGACAGGCUCGAGGCCGCCGAGCACGACCUCGAGCAGACGCUCGGCGCCCAGCGCGCGCUCGCGGAGGCCGUGGCGAGGCUGCUCGCGGAGGAGCGCCGCGCGCACGAGGGCUGCCGAGCCCUGCGCGCGGAUCUGGCGGCGGCCCUGGCGGGCUGCGAGGCCGCGCGGGCGGAGGCGGGCAGGUUCUCCGCGCUGAAGGCCGAGCUCGCGUCGGAGAGGCAGGCCGCGGCGGCGGCGCUCGCCGAGCGCGACCAGGCCCUGGCCGCGGUGGCGCGGGCGCGCGCGGGCGGCGCUCUUCGGUCGGCCGAC
Molecule: messenger RNA, 961 nt
Organism: Prorocentrum cordatum
Lineage: Eukaryota; Dinophyceae; Prorocentrales; Prorocentraceae
Source: the annotation of a GenBank genome assembly